CAACUAGGCGCAAUAGGCGGCCGACUAAUUCACCUAGAUGGCAAACCAAUUAGUCGGAGCGCCUAGACAAAAAUCGGGGCGCCCGGCCACCGCCUAGAGCCUAGGCGGGGACUAGUCGGACGCCUAGAACGAUUUUUAGAACAUAGCCUGCGAUAUUGCAAAUAUGAUUCUCACUUUAAUAUUUUUUAAGCUUUUGUACAGCUGAUUGGCAUUUCUGUUACCGGACUCGAACCGGAGUUCCAACCUGUUAUAGACUACCUACUACCGCACAUAGUGUCACACAGACAUGAUGCUUCCAAUUUGCAUCUUCAGGUGAAAACUAUUUCUGUUAGUUGUUGCACAAACACAAUAAAAUUACCUAUUACUGUCCUAAUCAAUGCAUAUAUUUUCCUUUUCAUUUUUAUGUGCUUGUGGAGUUCUGCCACUUUUAGUCCCACGAGUUUCGGUCGACUAUCAUCUUUUGUAACUUUUAGUGCACGAGUUUGAAAUUUUUGCCACACUUUGUCCCUUUUAACAUAAAAAUAUAAUGACUGAUGGCCGUAACAAAAGUAAAUCUGAGACACGUGAUACUUUUGAGGGGUAUUUUAUCUUUAUAAAGAAUGUUCCUUUCAUUUUUCUCUCUUCCAAAUAUCUCAAAAGUCAGAACCAAAUUCUAUCUGACUGCUCAAAGGCUUCAUCAUUAGUAGCACUGGGUUUAGCAACCAGCUCAUACCAACGUUCUCAUUUUCUUUGAUCAAGUCCUACCUUGUACACAGCUGGAUUUUACUGUACUCAUGGAGUGGCUCCAUAACCGAAGUUAAUAUGGGUCCCAUGUGCUUCACGGAUUAGCAGGAAGGGGAAAAAGUCAAACAAAUUGAGGAACUUUAGCAUAUUUCACUAUGGGGUUUAGACAACUCAACAUUAUGUCAUCACCAAUUUCUUCCCCAUGAUUGAGAGGAUUUUUCAAAAUUAAGGAUUUACUAUUUUUUGGCUUGCGAAUAUGAUGAAAUAAAACAAAAUGGCUCAUUAAAUUGUCUGCACUUUAUUAUGGGUCAUCCGGAAACAUUUUUUGUGCCUUUUAGCACAGGGGUAAGCUUGCGUACAUCUGACCCGGUGACCCCCUUACCCCACCGUAGGUGGGAGCCUUUGCGGCACUGGGGUAAUGUUGUUGUUGGUGUGCUGAAAGAGUUCACAGAAACCCAAUAAUAAUUGGAGACUCUGGAGAGCAUAAGUAUGGUUUACCUGGCACAGGAGAGCUUCAUUUUUCUUUCAUGGAAAGAAUUUUUAUUUUAUAAAAAACAAUAAUUACACGAGUGGACUGCGUGGUGGCUAGCCUGACCCUUGAAAUCAUAGCUGGGAUUGGAACCAUCUCAAUAUCCACCACAUUGCAGUAGAGGAUCAUGGAAAUUCUGGUUAUGAACCCUUCAUUUAAUGAGAAGCCACCAAGAAAACUUCUCAGUAAUGGAGCUAGCAAAUUUGGGCGGAUCUGAAGAGAAUUCAUAACUUUCUGUGCGAAGGGUAUGGUCAUCCUCAAAGAUAGAAUAAUUGACCAAAAAUGAAAGUACUUCUGGGACUAUAAGCGGCAAAACUCUUUCAUGUGAAUGGGCACGCAGGUGCAGACACACACAUUUAUUUAUUUAGUAUCAUUUGAUCAUUCAUAAUUUUUUACUAUCCUUGUAUGUCAUAUCCGCCUAACUAUAGUUGCUUCAAGACAUUACAACCAGGCUGGGCCCAUUCCUUCCCCAACUAGAGGCUGAUCUUAGUGGCUUUUCAGAAGCAGCAGAGCAUGGUAUUCGAUUCCUUGCGACACUUGUUGGUCAAUUUUAUCCAAUUCUUCAUGUUGUAAAGGAAAGAGAAGCAACAAGGUUGCCAUGCAACACUCCAGAAACCGAAACUUCUAGGAAUAAUCAGAUUCCAUCAGCUUUGACAGUUUCAUCUAAUUUUGAAGAUCUGUUAACGAAGCAGAUUAUUGGUAAAGGACAUGAGUCAGCUGGUCUAUAUAUUUUGGAUACAUCCAUCACCAAAGGUAUCUCUUGUCUUGGGGUUGGGACUUUGUUAGAUGCUCAUUACCGAUUAGGACAUCCAUCUCUCCCAUUAAUGAAGCAAAUAAAUCCCCAAUUUAAUAAGAUGACCUCUUUACAAUGUGAGUCAUGUCAAUUUGUGAAACACCAUCGUACUAGCUUAGGCCCGCGAGUUAAUAAACGAGCAAAUGCUCCAUUUGACCUUGUUCACUCUGAUGUUUGGGGUGCUUUCCCGGUUGUGUCUAAAGCUGGUUUUAAAUAUUUUGUUACCUUUGUUGAUGACUAUUCUCGUAUGACAUGGUUGUAUUUCAUGAAACGUCGAUCUGAGUUGUUCACUCAUUUCUCUUCCUUUUGUGCUGAAAUUAAAACUCAGUUUAACGUUCCUGUUCGGGUGUUAAGAGGAGACAAUGCCCAAGAAUAUCUAUCUGCUACAUUUAAGUCAUUUAUGCUUCAACAUGGCAUUAUUCAUCAAACUUCAUGCGUUGAUACACCUCCUCAAAAUGGAGUUGCGGAACGAAAGAACCGACAUCUCUUAGAAACUGCAAGGGCUCUUCUAUUCCAAAUGAAUGUGCCUAAACAGUUUUGGGCAGAUGUCGCGUCUACUGCAUGUUUUUUGAUAAAUCGAAUGCCAUCUUCUGUUUUGAAUGGUAAAGCUCCUUAUCAUUGUCUAUUUCCAAACAGAGAGCUUUUUCCUAUCCCACCUAAAAUAUUUGGUUGCACUUGUUUUGUUAGAGAUGUUAAUCCUCAUCUAACAAAGUUAGAUCCGAAAUCAUUAAAAUGUAUUUUCUUGGGUUAUUCUCGAGUCCAAAAGGGGUAUAGAUGUUUUUGUCCGAGUACUGGUCGGUAUCUUGUUUCUAUUGAUGCAUCAUUUCAUGAAAAUACACCUUUUUCAUCAUCCAAGGCAGAUAUUCGUGAGAGUAAUGAUGAUAUUCUCAUUUACACGAUGACUAUUCCCGAGUCCACACUUUCGACAAAUAUUCCACAAGUUACUGUUCAUGACCCUAGGCCUCCCGUACAUUUGGUAUACACCCGUCGACACAAAGCACCUGAUCACCCUCCACCGGCGAUACCUGUGAUUACUUUUCCUGAUACUAGUUCGACUCCGAUCUCAUGUCCUGAACCAGUAUCUGCAUCUUCAGAUCUUGAUUCCACAUCAGAUCUUGAUCUCCCAAUAGCAGUACGUAAAGGUACACGGUCUUGUACUCAUCCUAUUUCUUCAUUUGUGUCGUACAAUCAGUUAUCUCCUGCUUCAUGUUCUUUUAUUGCUUCCAUUGAUUCUAUUUCUAUUCCCAAAUCUGUCAAAGAAGCUUUGUCUCAUCCUGAAUGGCGUCAAGCCAUGGUAGAGGAAAUGAAUGCUUUAGAUCUUAAUGGUACAUGGGAUUUGGUUGACUUACCUACAGGGAAGAAAUCUAUUGGAUGUAAGUGGGUCUUUGCUGUUAAGGUUAACCCAGACGGAUCUGUUGCUCGGUUGAAAGCCCGAUUAGUUGCGAAGGGUUAUGCUCAAACCUAUGGUGUUGAUUAUUCUGACACUUUUUCUCCUGUUGCUAAAUUAACAUCUGUCAGGUUACUUAUCUCACUCGCUGCAAUUCAUGAUUGGCACUUACAUCAGUUGGACAUUAAAAAUGCAUUUUUGCAUGGUGACCUUAAGGAAGAAGUCUAUAUUGAGCAACCUCCGGGAUUUGUUGCUCAGGGGGAGUAUGGUAAAGUUUGUCGACUUCGCAAAUCUCUUUAUGGUCUGAAACAGAGUCCUCGUGCAUGGUUUGGGAAAUUCAGUCAAUCAAUUGAACAAUUUGGAAUGAUAAAAGGCAAAUCAGACCACUCUGUCUUUUACAAACAAACAGAAUCAGGUGUCACAUUGCUUGUGGUAUAUGUUGAUGAUAUUGUGAUUACAGGGAGUGAUAAUGCAGGUAUUUUGGCCCUUAAGAAUUUUCUACAUAGUCAAUUCCAGACGAAAGAUCUUGGCUCUUUGAAAUACUUUCUGGGAAUUGAGGUAACAUGAAGUAAGAAAGGCAUAUUUCUAUCUCAACGUAAAUAUGUACUUGACUUACUAGCUGAGACAGGGAAAUUAGGGGCAAAACCAAGUACAACACCCAUGGUUCCCAACGUGCAACUCACUCAAGAAGGCACACCGUUUGAAGACCCAGAAAGAUAUAGAAGACUGGUUGGAAAGCUUAAUUAUCUCGCAGUCACCCGUCCAGAUAUUGCUUAUUCUGUGAGUGUAGUAAGUCAAUACAUGUCAUCUCCGACCAUUGAUCAUUGGGCUGCUGUAGAACACAUAUUAUGUUACUUAAAGGGAGCACCAGGACGAGGUAUUGUUUAUCAAAACCAUGAUCACAUGAGAAUAGAAUGCUUUGCAGAUGCUGAUUGGGCCGGUUCUAAAGAUGAUCGAAGAUCUACAUCUGGCUAUUGUGUCUUUGUUGGUGGUAAUCUUGUAUCCUGGAAGAGUAAGAAACAGAAUGUGGUUUCUCGUUCUAGUGCUGAAUCAGAAUAUCGAGCUAUGGCACAAUCCGCAUGUGAGAUAAUAUGGAUACACCAUUUAUUGAAUGAAAUUGGAUUGAAGACACCAAUGCCUGCUCAGUUGUGGUGCGAUAACCAAGCUGCUAUACACAUAGCAAACAACCCCGUAUUUCACGAGAGAACAAAGCAUAUUGAGGUUGAUUGCCAUUUUAUUCGAGAGAAGAUACAAAAAGGAUUAAUCUCUACCGGGUAUGUGAAGACUGGAGAACAACUUGGAGAUUUAUUCACUAAAGCUCUAAAUGGGAUUCGAGUUGAUUACUUAUGUAACAAGUUGGGCAUGAUAAAUAUCUAUGCUCCAACUUGAGGGGGAGUGUGAAAGUAUUAUUGUAUCUAGGAAUAUGCUUUAGGAAUAUGCUCUAGAAUAUGCUUUAGGAAUAUACUCUAGACAUUAUUAUUGUAUAGCAUCUUAUAUAGGAAUAUUCCAUCUUUGUAAUAUAUAUAUAUAGGGCCUUAACCCUCUAAUGAAA
This is a messenger RNA of Cuscuta europaea, 4984 nucleotides long. The record is from the annotation of a GenBank genome assembly. NCBI's taxonomy places the organism in Eukaryota, Viridiplantae, Streptophyta, Magnoliopsida, Solanales, Convolvulaceae.